UUGAUCUCUCACCCGAGGAUUAUUUUCUGCCGCCAACCCAGAGGUUCCAUCGCAUCUUUUUUUCGCAAACCUCAGAUCUGGUCCGAAUAUCAUCGUAGUUUUUCCCAUCGCAAAGAGCCUCUUCCAUCAUAGUUCUCUCUCCCUCCUUUCGACCUUACCGAGCUGGAGCGGCGCGCCAUGGCUGCUGCCGUAGUUCUCAGCACGAGCGAUCAGCUCCGGCAGCUCGAGGAUGCCCGGAAGCUUGUGCUCAGCGACGCCAACUACUACGGGGCGGUGGUGGCCGGGAUACUGCCCAUUGUCACCCAGUCGGACGCCGUGGAGCUGCGCAGAUGGGGCGCUGAAUUCAUCGCCGAGGCCGUCUCGACGCCGGCGGUACCGAUACGGGCGAAAGAGGACCUGUGUCUCAAGACGCUCGAGACACUGAAGAGGCUGGUGGAGGAGCGGAACUUGGACAUAUUCGUUUUGAAGUCCGUAAUCAUGGCUGCGGCGAGCGUUUACCCUUUGCUGGUACGAUGGAUAAUCACCAACCCCCAUGACCGCGAAAGUUGGGAGACGAUGGUCUCUAUCAAGGCAAAUAUAUUGCGGAUUUGGGACGAUGCUGCGCCACCUCUCCGGAUCUGCUGCGUAAAGUUUGCCCAGCGAGUCGUCCUUGCGCAGACGGUGUCAAAUGGCACAGAACAAAAAAACUCUGGGCUUGAUGUCUCGCUGUCAAUGAUUCCGCCAAAUCAUGCGUUGUUAGACCAUCGCUAUCUUGAGGCAGAGGCUACGGGACUCUUGGACAGGAUGCUUGGUACUCUACAAGACAACAGCAGUGAUGCUCUGCUCGUCGACGCAACCCUAAAUACCCUCUCUAUCCUCGUCCGGACGAGACCUAAUACCUCCAACAGGGUUUUGAAUGCGGUGUUGAACUUCAACCCUCUCAAGCUUGCCAACUCACCGAUGACGCCCAAAUCCAGGGUAUAUGUGAAGUCCAUGGAGAAGACAACGCGCAUGCUCUUGAUCCAUCUUGCUAAAAGGGAUCCGCACAACCCCAUGACUGGCCGGAUACAACAGCAUGUUGAGCGCCUAAUGCGAUCUCGUUCCGAGAUUUUCGAUGAGGCCACCAGAAAGCGAGCUCUAAUUGACCCGGCUGCCGCUGCUGCGAACAACGCAAAGCGGCAGAGAGUCGAACCCUUAGCGGCUCCCCGCCUAGAGAUCAAGCCUCUGAGCCCAGGCACACAUUCUCUCAAAGAUGUCUUCGUCAUCACAAGUAAUGCCGGCUUGCGAGGUUUUGACGCCACCCAGAUCCCAGCCGCACUAGCGGCAAGGAUAAGUGUCACAACGUUGGCAACUCUAAACCCCGACCUGCUUAACCAGGCUAUCGCUGGUAUUCGUAGCCGUCUAACCGCCCUUGCGACUGUCGCCCAACCGGCGCUUCUCAAUCCCGACACGGCACCGCUCGAUGUCGAGGAGGACGAUGAUGAUUAUGAGCCCGACUACUAUGCCGCCGAAGAUACGGAGCAGAUCCUCAACAAGCUCGACAGUGCACCGCCGGAGAAGCCGGCCAACGAGGAACCCGACACGGCGUCUGCUCUCGCAGCUCUGGGGACUUUCAAGCUACCACCGCCACCCUCGCUCGACCCCGAAAGCGCAGCUAAAGUUGGCCAGGUCGCCGUGUCUCGUGUCUUUGGUCCCCUGUCAACGCUCGGCGAACCUUCAGCUCGAAAGCCCAAGGCCGGGAUCAAUCGCCUGGCCGCAAGCUCGUACGAUCGUGACUCGUGGUUAACCGUGAUCAUGCGAUUAGCGACUCGCACCACGAUGGGCCUUGAAGAUGGCAGUAGCUCGAUAAAGGCUGAAGAUGCCGGCACGGCCAUCGAUCGCCCCCGCGUGUCACUCAACGACGGCAUCCGCGAGAUGCUCUACACCUACGUCCUCGAGGACUUCCGCCGUCGGAUCGACGUUGCUGUCGGGUGGUUGUGCGAGGAGUGGUACAGCGACCAGCUGGCAAAGCGGAAUCUCGGCGAGAAUGCGCCGCUGCACUACGAGAAAUGGGCACUCCGCGUCGUGGACGGCUUCCUGCCGUACCUCACGCCGCAGGACAAGGUACUGAUCCGCUUCCUGGGAGAGAUUCCGGAGCUCAGCCCGACGCUACUUGGCCGAGUCAAGUCGCUCUGCAGGGAUCCAAGCACGGUCUCGCUUGCUUUGACGAGCUUGCUGUACCUGGUGAUGAUGCGCCCACCGGCGAGAGAAACAGCUCUCGAUACCGUGGCGGCAAUCUGGGUAGAAUUCGAAGAUGCCCAGCCUCUUGCUGCUAAGUAUCUCGUUAAAUGGCGCCCAGGGUUUAUCGAGUCACAGACCGCUGGCCACGCCGGCGAUAUAUCGGGCGCUGGUGGCACAUCCAAUUUCGCCGUUGCGACAUGAUACCCCCCCCCCCCCCAAAAAAAAACUAGGACGGUGUGUUUGAUAUAAGUGUAUUCUGCAAAAAUAUCUUCUACGAGGAUCCAACCCCGACUGCACGCGACAAUAUCGUGGGCUAGGCAUAGU
Messenger RNA from Phialemonium atrogriseum, 2523 nucleotides. RefSeq lists its product as uncharacterized. Bases 178 to 2400 code for a protein of 740 amino acids. Gene Ontology annotation, cellular component: mRNA cleavage and polyadenylation specificity factor complex. Lineage: Eukaryota; Fungi; Ascomycota; Sordariomycetes; Cephalothecales; Cephalothecaceae. The record is from RefSeq and is a predicted model, not a curated record. The transcript is spliced from 7 exons.